AUGGCAGAUUCCAUUAGUCCCCGGCAUUUACUUGUGUCUGAAAUUGAUUAUGAGCUGAAGUUCAGAGGAGUCCUUGCUAACUGUGGACGUCCUGAGAAAAUAACACUUUUAAAGCGCCUUUUAGAUAAAGUAGCUCAGGGUGGCAAUCAAUCAAACGUUGGUGUCUAUAAAUUUACCUUUGCAUUUCCUACCGAGUCUAUAGAAAUUGAUACCACAAUUGCUAGCAUCACUACCUUGGUUGCUGACUUUGAAGGCAAUCCUUCUGAUACACUUUUCCUCAAAAUCAAAACCCGUCUUGCACAUGUAAUGGCACGUAUCCAAAGACUUAUCGUUCCUGAGGAUGACACUAAAGACGAAGAAAUAUGA
Ceutorhynchus assimilis (cabbage seed weevil) is the source of this 366-nucleotide messenger RNA. Lineage: Eukaryota; Metazoa; Arthropoda; Insecta; Coleoptera; Curculionidae. The record is from the annotation of a GenBank genome assembly.